Molecule: messenger RNA, 1242 nt
Organism: Epithele typhae
Lineage: Eukaryota; Fungi; Basidiomycota; Agaricomycetes; Polyporales; Epitheliaceae
Exons: 4
Coding region: 1-1242 (413 amino acids)
Biological process (GO): mitotic sister chromatid segregation
Cellular component (GO): chromosome passenger complex; spindle midzone; chromosome, centromeric region
Source: RefSeq, a predicted model, not a curated record
AUGUCCGGAUCAAGAACACGAAAAUUCAGCGGCGAGGAGAAGUCCCAGGUGCUCGCAAACCUCGACCUCGAAGUGGCGCACAAGACGCGCCAGUUCGAGGACUGGCUCGCAGACACGCUCGAGAACUUCCGGCGGCACCAGGAGAGCCUGAUCCUGCGCAUGCCGCGCGCGGUGCGGGGCGUGACGAUGCGGGACUUUGCGCGCUUCGGCGGGGACGUGCAGGCGGCGCUCAAGGGCCUCAUGCGCGAGCAGCUCGGCACGGAGGACGCGACGAUCGACAUGGGCACGCGGAAGCGGAAGUGGGUCGAGAGCCAGGAGGCGGAGGAGAAGGCGGCGAAGGAGGGCGACGCGCGGAAGGCGAAGGCGGCACGGACUGUUGCGGCGACGCCGAAGAAAUCUACGUCUCAGUCUGCUGCUCCGGCCUUUGGUACGGCGCAGAAGUCAAGAUUACCGAUUACGAAGACCCCAGCAAAGACGCGUACGGCUUCCCGUGUCCCCUCGAACGCAGUAUCCCCCAGUCCACAGAAAGGCACAUCGAAACCCUUGCCAUAUCCUCGCACACCCUCCCGUUUCCAGUCUCCCUCGAGGCCCAGCAACCGCACAGGCACCGCCCCAGGCAGCCGUGUACCGUCGUCCUCAACAUUCAAUCCCGUCAUCCCCGGAGAGGCCGCCCACCCUCGCUGGCCGCGCCAGAACGAGCACAUGCUGUCCGUGAACGGCUCGCCUCUCGCGAACCCGUACGAGCUCGACUUGAACAACUGGUUCAGCGCCAUCGUCAACGGGGACGAGCCCGAGGGCGGGGCUCGUGGCGACACCAGCAAGAAGACGGCGGGCGCACGGACGCUGAAGACGCAGCGGAGCAUCCUCAUUCGCACCGCGUCCGGCUCGUCGUCGCUGCAGGCCGGCUCGUCGUCUUUCGGCAGCCACUCGCGCUCGACGUCGCGCGCGAGCACGCUCGUCGGCUCGCAGUCGGAGUCGUCGCAGCCAAAGGACGGUGGCGCACGCAAGGGGAGUAUCGCGAGCGAGCAGACCGCGGACGACCCGUUCGCCGCCCCACCGGUGUUCGCCGCGCUGGUCUCGGUGCAGACCAAAGACGGGCAUGUGCUCGAGUUCAACCCGCUGCAGACGUCGCCGGAGGAGCUCGACGCGCUCGAGGGGAUUACGGACAGCGCGAAGAAGCAGGCGAAAGUGGACAUGGGGCGGAUGGUGCAGAUGGCCGUCGAACGGUGGAAGCUGAGCUGA